UGCUGUCUACUCCCCACACACACUCUGCCCUCUGGCCUGCAGCCAUGGCGCCCCUGCUCGCCCUGUUCCUGGUGGGCCUGGUGGGCCUACCUCUGGCCCAGGCUCUGGACUGCCAUGUGUGUGCCUACAAUGGGGAGAACUGUUUCAACCCCAUGCGCUGCCCAUCCAUGGUCACCUACUGCAUGACCACACGUACCUACUACACCCCAACCAGGAUGAAGGUGAGCAAGUCCUGCGUGCCCAGCUGCUUUGAGACUGUGUAUGAUGGCUACUCCAAGCAUGCCUCCACCACCUCCUGCUGCCAGUAUGACCUCUGUAAUGGUGCUGGCCUCACUGCCCCAGGGACCCUGGCCCUGGCCCCCAUACUCCUGACCAUCCUCUGGGGUCUGUUUUGA
Messenger RNA from Miniopterus natalensis, 395 nucleotides. Its product is annotated as ly-6/neurotoxin-like protein 1. The record is from RefSeq and is a predicted model, not a curated record. NCBI's taxonomy places the organism in Eukaryota, Metazoa, Chordata, Mammalia, Chiroptera, Miniopteridae. Gene Ontology annotation, cellular component: plasma membrane.